Molecule: messenger RNA, 4204 nt
Organism: Ceratosolen solmsi marchali
Lineage: Eukaryota; Metazoa; Arthropoda; Insecta; Hymenoptera; Agaonidae
Product: RNA polymerase III subunit A
Exons: 1
Coding region: 59-4204 (1381 amino acids)
Biological process (GO): DNA-templated transcription
Molecular function (GO): DNA-directed RNA polymerase activity; DNA binding
Source: RefSeq, a predicted model, not a curated record
AAUUGGAUGAAGUGAAUGCUUUAAUACUAUAUAAAUAUAAACAAAUUAUUAUUUCAAAAUGGUUAAAGAACAGUAUAGAGAAACAGAUGUUGCAAGAAAAAUAUCGCACGUCUCAUUUGGGGUUGACAGUAGACACAAUAUGAAACAACAAGCUCAUCUGCAUGUUGUAGCAAAAAAUUUAUACAGCCAAGAUAAUGGACAUAUACCACUUUCAUAUGGUCUUCUUGAUAAAAAAAUGGGAACGUGCUCCAAUAUAAACAAUUGUGGUACUUGUGAGAAAUCGUUGAAUGAAUGUAUUGGACACUUUGGUUACGUCGAUUUAGAACUUCCUGUAUUUCAUGUUGGAUAUUUUAGAUCAAUUAUAGGAAUCCUGCAAACAAUUUGCAAAAAAUGCUCUUGUGUAAUGCUAAAUUCAAAAGAUAAAAAAUUGUUUCUUGAUCGUGUUUUAAAUUCUAAUUUAAAUUAUUUAACUCGUAAAGCUUUAAGAAAACAAAUACUUGAAAAGGCCAAAAAAUGUAAUACCUGCCCAUACUGUGGAGAAUUAAAUGGAACUGUUAAAAAAGCUGGUCUUCUUAAAAUAGUUCAUGAAAAAUAUAAAACAAAAAAAGCCACCGAUCCAGUUAUACAAUUAAAAUUGACAGAAUAUCAUAAAGUUUUAGAAGAUAACAAAGAAUUAGAAAAUAUUUUGCAAGGAGGAUUGAUAACUAUUCUCAAUCCACUUGAAGUUUUGGGUAUUUUAGAACGCAUACCAGAAAAAGAUAUACCUCUUUUGAUGAUGAAUCCUGAAUGCAGUGUCCCAAAAGAUUUAAUUUUAACUAGAAUUCCUGUACCUCCUAUUUCAAUUCGUCCAAGUAUUGUUUCUGAUUUAAAAGCUGGAACAAAUGAAGAUAAUCUAACGAUGAAACUUACAGAAAUUUUAUUUAUUAAUGAUGCUAUUCAAAGACAUCGUCAAUGUGGUAUGAAAGUUCAGAUGUACAACGAAGAUUGGGAAUUUCUACAAUUGCAUUGUGCGCUUUAUAUAAAUAGUGAAAUGUCCGGAAUUCCUUUAAACAUGCAGCCUAAGAAAUCAGGACGGGGACUUGUACAAAGAUUAAAAGGUAAACAAGGUCGAUUCAGAGGCAAUUUAUCAGGUAAAAGGGUCGAUUUUUCAAGUAGAACUGUUAUUUCACCCGAUCCAAAUCUUCGUAUUGAUCAAGUUGGUGUACCUAUUCAUGUAGCUAAAAUAUUAACAUAUCCGGAAAGAGUUAAUAAAUGUAACAUAGAACUAAUGCGUCGACUUGUACAAAAUGGGCCAGAUAUACAUCCUGGAGCAAAUUUCGUUGUACAAGGAAAGACUCAAUUUAGAAAAUUUUUAAGAUAUGGUAAUAGACAAAAAAUUGCACAAGAUUUGCAAUAUGGCGAUAAAGUUGAAAGACAUUUAUGUGAUGAUGAUGUGGUUCUUUUUAAUAGACAACCAUCCUUACAUAAAUUAAGUAUAAUGGCCCACAAAGCAAAAGUAUUAGAAAAUCGUACUUUUAGAUUUAAUGAAUGUGUAUGUACUCCAUAUAAUGCUGAUUUUGAUGGAGAUGAAAUGAAUUUACAUUUACCACAAACUGAAGAAGCAAGAGCUGAAGCAUUAGUACUUAUGGGGAAUAAAUCUAAUUUGGUAACACCACGAAAUGGUGAAUUGUUAAUUGCUGCUACCCAAGAUUUUAUAACCGGUGCUUAUCUUUUAACUCAAAAAGAUACUUUUUUAAAUAAAUCUCAAGUUUCUCAAUUAAUAAGUUGUCUACUUGCUGGAUUAGAUACAACAAUGAGUAUAAAUCUUCCGGAGCCAGCUAUAUUUAAGCCAGCAAUUAUGUGGACUGGAAAACAAAUCUUCAGCCUUAUUUUAAAGCCAAAUGAUGAGUGUUGCGUGAAAGCUAAUUUAAAAACUAAAGGAAGAGCAUAUACCAGCAAUGAAGAAUUAUGUAUCAAUGAUUCUUAUGUUAUAAUUAGGAAUUCAGAACUAAUAGCUGGCUCUAUGGAUAAAUCAACUUUAGGUUCUGGAUCAAAACAGAAUAUAUUUUAUAUACUUCUUCGAGAUUGGGGGGAAGAUAUAGCUGCAAUUGUGAUGUGGCGUUUAGCAAGAUUAAGUAGUUUUUUUCUUAUGAAUAGAGGAUUUUCAAUUGGUAUUGGAGACGUAACACCUGGACAUAGUCUCUUAAAAGCGAAACAAGAACUUGUUAAUAAUGGUUAUGGAAAAUGUACAGAGUAUAUUAAGAAAAUGGAAAAUGGUCAAUUGUCUUGUCAACCAGGCUGUACCGAAGAAGAAAGCCUUGAAGCUAUGAUUUUAAAGGAACUUUCAGUAAUACGGGAUCAUGCUGGUAAAGUUUGUUUAAAAGAGCUUCAUCCCAGUAAUAGUCCAUUAGUUAUGGCACUUUCUGGCUCUAAAGGGAGUUUUAUUAAUAUAUCUCAAAUGAUUGCCUGUGUUGGACAACAGGCUAUUAGUGGUCAUCGAGUUCCAAAUGGAUUUGAAGACAGAGCUCUGCCUCAUUUUGAAAAAUAUUCAAAGACUCCUGCUGCGAAAGGUUUUGUUGAAAAUUCAUUUUAUUCUGGUUUAACGCCAACAGAAUUCUUUUUUCAUACCAUGGGUGGACGAGAAGGUCUUGUUGAUACUGCUGUUAAAACAGCAGAAACUGGAUAUAUGCAGAGAAGAUUGGUAAAAAGUUUAGAAGAUCUUUGCCUUCAUUAUGACAUGACUGUAAGGAAUUCUGUAGGAGAUAUUGUUCAAGUUUUGUACGGAGGUGAUGCAAUGGAUCCCACGUACAUGGAAGGCAAAGAUUGCCCUGUAGAUUAUAAGAGACUUCUUGAUGAUAUUAAAUCUAGAUCAUUCUACAGUAAUGAAGAUCCAUUAGAUGGGCCGAGUAUUAUUAAAGCAACAUCUGAAUUGUUGAUGUCAGAGGAAUAUUCUUGCCUGAGUGAAGAAUUCAAACAAGAGCUAGGACAGUUUUUAAAAUCUAUUGCAAUUAAAAUUGCCAGAGUUCGACAGCACAUAAAAACAAACGCUACUGUUAAUAAAUAUAUUGAACGUUUAACGGUGUCUCAAUUAGUUGAAUUUAUUCAUACGUGUAAAGAAAAAUAUAUGAAAGCAAAAAUUGAACCAGGUACUGCAGUUGGUGCUUUGGCUGCACAAAGUAUUGGAGAACCAGGUACCCAAAUGACAUUAAAAACAUUUCAUUUUGCUGGUGUAGCAUCAAUGAAUAUUACACAGGGUGUACCACGUAUUAAAGAGAUUAUUAAUGCUAAUCCAAGAAUUAGUACCCCAAUUAUAACAGCUGCUUUAGAAGUUGAUACCGAUCCAGAAUUUGCCAGGAGAGUAAAGAGUCGUAUCGAAAAAACUACUUUGGGUGAAAUUACUGAAUAUAUUGAAGAAAUUUAUCUUCCAGAUGAUUGUUUUUUACUAUUAAAAAUAGAUAUUGAUAGAAUCAAACUUCUGAAACUCGAAGUUGAUGUAAAUUCUAUUCGUUAUUCAUUAUGCACAUCAAAACUUAAAUUACAUCCAAAAACAGUUGUUAUUCAAGGAGAUUCAAUUAUUACCAUUUAUCCAAACAAGCAAAAGCACAAUUUAAGUCAUAUAUUAACACAACUUAAGGAUAGUAUCCCUAAUGUUAUCGUAAAAGGUAUUGCUUCAGUGUCUAGAGCAGUGAUACACAAUGAUGAUUCAUCUGGGAAGACUCGUUAUAAAUUAUUUGUUGAAGGCGAUAAUAUGCGUGAUGUAAUGGCAACAAUAGGAAUUAAGGGAUUAAAAACUACCUCUAAUAAUACAAUCGAAGUAUUUAGAACUUUAGGUAUCGAAGCUGCUAGAGCGACUAUAAUGACUGAAAUCAAGCUUGUUAUGGAAAAUCAUGGAAUGAGCAUUGAUCGUAGACAUCCAAUGCUUGUUGCUGAUUUAAUGACAAGUAGAGGAGAAGUAUUAGGUAUUACAAGACAAGGGCUGGCAAAAAUGAAAGAAUCAGUCUUAAAUUUAGCUUCUUUUGAAAAAACUGCUGAUCAUUUAUUUGAUGCUGCAUAUUAUGGACAAAAGGAUGCGAUUAGUGGAGUGUCAGAAUCUAUUAUUAUGGGAAUACCAGUUCCAGUGGGAACUGGUAUUUUCAAACUACUUCACAAAGCUGACAAAGAUGCUUUAAAGCCUAGAACUUUAUUAUUUGAUUCAUUCAGUCAAAAUAGUAAAGUAAAUGUAUAA